Messenger RNA from Apus apus (common swift), 1347 nucleotides. RefSeq names its product HRas proto-oncogene, GTPase (gene HRAS). Gene Ontology annotation, molecular function: GDP binding; GTP binding; GTPase activity. The record is from RefSeq and is a predicted model, not a curated record. The transcript has 6 exons. Gene Ontology annotation, biological process: Ras protein signal transduction. Bases 478 to 1047 code for a protein of 189 amino acids. Lineage: Eukaryota; Metazoa; Chordata; Aves; Apodiformes; Apodidae. Gene Ontology annotation, cellular component: plasma membrane.
UGGUGGCGGGCGCAGGGCGCGGGCCUGUGCGUGUUCCUGUGCUGCGCCUCGGCUGCCGGCGGGGCGCGCUCCCGCUCCGCUGGCCCCCGCCCCCUCCCCCCGCGCACGCACAUUGUCCGGGCGGCGGCGGCAGAGUGCCCCGGCGCCCGGUGCCAAUGCGGGGUGGGCGCGGCACACCGGGGGUUCCUCCACCGCCGCGGUGGAAACUUCACCUCGCCUCUGGGCCGACGUGCGGCUGAAGCUGGGCCGGGCAGGGAGGAGCGCAGCAGCGGGGGUGGGGGGGGGGGGGCAGGGGGUUGUUCACCCGCCUUGGGGGUGCCUCCUCUUGUUUGAUUUAUCUUCGUUGGAAGAAAAGCCAAUAUUGUUAUCCCGCUUUAAACUUCCGUACCCCGCUCUUCACGGCGCGCAUCCCGCCUGGCAGGGUGUACGAGUCGGUAGUGGUGCUCCUGGAAGUCCUGAGCUUUGGUCAGCUGGAAGAUGACUGAAUAUAAGCUGGUGGUGGUGGGAGCUGGUGGUGUUGGGAAGAGUGCUUUGACAAUACAGCUCAUUCAGAAUCAUUUUGUUGAUGAGUAUGACCCCACAAUAGAGGAUUCUUACAGAAAGCAAGUUGUCAUUGACGGCGAGACCUGCUUGUUAGACAUCUUAGAUACUGCAGGGCAAGAGGAGUACAGUGCCAUGAGAGAUCAGUACAUGAGAACGGGGGAAGGAUUCCUCUGUGUCUUUGCCAUCAACAACACCAAGUCCUUUGAAGAUAUUCACCAGUACAGGGAGCAGAUCAAAAGGGUGAAAGACUCAGAUGAUGUUCCUAUGGUGCUGGUGGGAAAUAAAUGUGACCUACCAGCCCGAACGGUGGAGACCCGGCAAGCGCAGGACCUGGCCCGGAGUUAUGGGAUCCCCUACAUAGAAACAUCUGCCAAAACCAGACAGGGUGUUGAAGAUGCCUUCUACACCUUGGUGCGGGAGAUCCGUCAGCACAAGCUGCGCAAGCUGAAUCCUCCAGAUGAGAGCGGCCCAGGCUGCAUGAACUGCAAAUGUGUGAUAUCAUGACUAUGCUGACUGGACUGUGUCUGGAGAGGUUCCUACUGUGCAGAGUGCAAGGCAAGAGGUGAAGCGAAGGAAGAAACAAACGGAUUCAGGGGAGGAGUACAGGGGGAGAGGAAGAGGAAAUGGGAAGCAUGAGCCCCUCCAAGGACUAUCUCACACUUCACCCAAGCCUGCGGCAAACAACUUUUUUUUUUCUAUUUUUUUCUUUCCCCAUACCCUCCUCCUUUGGCCUCAUCCCACCCUGGCAACUGUACAAAGCCACAGAUUGAAUCACAGUAAAUUAUUACUUAUGGUGUCGACAAA